UUCCGUGUGUUUGUGUAUGGGUGUGACUGUGUGUGUAUGUGCAGUGCGCGUGCGUUUGUAUCCUCAUAAUAACAAUAAUAAUAAUAAUAAUAUUAUGUGCAAAUGUGCAAUUGCCAAUUGUCAUUAACUACUGAAUAACAACAUUAAUCAUUAUGCAGUAUUGCAGCCAGCACUGAGCAUCACAGGCUCUUAACGGUCGUGUUACCAGUUAGUACUAUUUUAGUUGUUUUAGUUUCGAGUUUACGUCUGUUUGCCUGGCGGUGGUGUCUGUGGUGUUUCAUAAAUGUUCGUAAUAAUAAUACAUUAAAGUACGACAGCAGUUGUAGUGCCGAAAAACGAUAAAAUUAUUCGGUAGUCGGAGGACAACUAUGGUCCCACUACACGAUUGAUCUUGUGCAGUUCGUAAUUUCUACCUGUCGCACUUUUGGUUCUAAGCCUCUUCCUCCUCUCAGGAAUACCGAAGCUUAAACAAUAUUAUGCCGUCGUUGACACACGGGUUGCUGGUCGUGUUGUGCUUAGGCCGAACCAUGGCAUACAUCGAAAAAAUCUUGGAAAACGAUAGUGUCUGCUCGAUGAGUUUCUUUUCAAAUAAUUUAAACCUGUCUGGUCGUGAAGAUCAAUCAGCUAUGGUGAUCAAAGAUAACCAAUACUUUCAGAAGUGGAGCGGCAAGCACGAAUUUAACUGUAAAUUUACAGUCACUUCCUCACUUGGAUUGGGUGUUUUUGCUGUCAUACAGCAUUUGUCUUUUAGACGUAAUGCUCAAGGACAAUGUAUUGACUAUGUUCAAUUUCGCCAUGCUGAUAAAACCAUAAGUGUUCUAGACAUAAAUUUUAAAUUUAAGCCGACGUCAGAAUCCUGGAGUGAGAAAAUUUGUGGAAAAAUAAAUGCAUUUGAAACUAAUGUUGAUAAUGAAUCUUACCAAGGCAGUGAUGGUAAUGAUGAUAAAGAAAUAAAAAAUUCAUUCACUGAUCAUAGGGGUAUGAUUGAAGUUAAAAUAUUUCUUGGCAAUAGAACUAUAGAAUCCAAUGAUGAAUUAAAGUUUGAGAUUAUAUUUACAGCAUUUCAAGAAUGCAAAUAUGACAAUGGUCAUUGGAAAAGUUGUGGCAGAAAAACAUGUAUUUUUAAAGACUUCUUUAAUGAUGGAAAAGUUAACUGUCCAUACAAAAGCUGUAAAGAUGAGAGUGGUUGCCGCCCAGUAAUCUCAGUACUAAAUAGUAACUAUAUGAGCACAUCAACUUUAGCGACCAAAGUUGUAGCUGCAACAGUUGCCUGCCUAGUUACCAUGAUUUUAGUAUUUAUUGCGUUCCUAUGGAUAUUCAGACACUGUGGAACUGCAUUUUGUUGUAUGGGAAACCCUAAUAGCCAUCCACAUUCUUCUGAAAUGCAGCCUGUACCACGUUUGGAUACAAUGGCUAUUGUAGCUACAGCUCCACCAGAUUUUAUGGCGCCAAGCGGUACUGAAGUGAGAACAGCUGACAAAGAUCUACCACCUUCAUACGAGUCAUUGUUUCCAAGUAAAUAGUAACUGAUCAAUAUUAUAUGGAGUUAUAUAAUUUCUUCAUCAAUCUCAUGUAGUUUUUAAGGUGGAUUUUAUACUUUUAUUUAAUAUUUCUAUCUGAACAAAUGUAUCAUUAUUAUUAUUUUUAUUAAUUUUAUUUGGAGAGAAAUAAUCAAGACAUUUUAAACUAAGUUCACCAACCAUGUUCGAUUGUACCAGUGAUUUUAUAAUUUUCAAGACAAAAUUGUUUUUCUCUUAAUUUGACUAUUCAACAAAUUAAAAAAAAAAAAUCAUUUAGAAAAUAUUAAAAUUAUGACUUAUUUAGAUCAUUUUUUUUACGGUUUAUUGGGAUACAGUGUUUUAUUACUUUUUCAAAAUUUCGAUGAAGAAAAACAUUGUAACCCACACUUGAUUUGAUCAGAUAAUAGUAAAAACUAUCAUCUAUAUUAUAUUAGUAUUUUUUUUGUUACACAAUUUUAUUAUAAUAUAUAUAGUAUAUUUUUUUUAUUUACGGUUUUGUAUUGAAAAUAAAUAACUAUUUAUCAAUUAAAGUUUCACCCACAAUAAGUAUACUCAUUUUAACUAAAAGAAAACUAAAUAUUGUAGACACUCAAGACUGAAUAUCGCAUAAAUUUCAAAUUUAUCAUUACAUAUUAUAUUUUUAUGCACCUAUUUUGGAUAUCAUGUAAUAACUUAACUAACUUACCGAAUUAAAAAAUGAAUAAAUAAUGCUUUAUUAUUAUCCAUGUUUUACUAUAAAACUUAAAACCAUAAUUACAAUUUUCCAUUGUUUAAUAAGUACUUUUUUCAAAUAUAUUUCAUCAUCACGACAUAUUUUCUUUUUAAUUUUAUAAGUCGAUUUAUAUAAUAUUCAGAUUUGUAUGUUGUACUAAGAUAUACUGUGUAAAUGUAUUUAUUUUAUCAACUAAAACAGCAUUUAAAAUAGUUUUAGUUUUUAAACUUUACACACAGCACGAUAUAUUUUUAAAUACCUUUUAUAGCUUACAUAAUUAACUGAGCAUCUAACAGUCAAAUUGAUUUUGAUUCUGAAUUGUUGCUGUUAAACCAUAGUGCAACAUUUAUUAACACUAAUAUUCAAUGUUCAAUGAACAAAAAUAUCUCAUAUUACAUUUUUCCAGUGAUGUCAGUCUUUUAGAAUAUGGUCCAUGGGUGUGGACUACCAGCUUUCUAAAUAAUUUUUCUGUUAUACAUUUAUUGUAUUUUUGCCUUUUAAAAAAAUUAUUUUAAUCGAAUUUUGUGAGGUUUUACCUUAUAUUGUAAUAUAAAGUAUAAUAUAAACUAUAAGUAUACUAUGUGAUUUACAUUUUACUUAACACUAAUAGUAAGUGCAAUACCACAUCACUCUACUAUAAAUGUGUAUCAUUACUUUGAAUGUUUAAACGAUAAGUCAAAUAUGCAUAAUGUCUAAUAUUGUGAAACAUCAUUAUUAUUACAUUAUUUAUUAUAUAUUAUUUUUACACAAUAAGACAUUAAGUAUAACUCAAUUAAUCUGACAAAGUAUUCUUAAAGAACAACUUUUUUGUAUUUGUACAACUAUUUUAUUAUUGGCUAACAUUAAGUAAAAUCAACUUUUAUAUUCUUGUAUUCCUUAUGUUUUUAUAUUGAUUUAAGUACCAAAGACAAA
Molecule: messenger RNA, 3144 nt
Organism: Rhopalosiphum maidis (corn leaf aphid)
Lineage: Eukaryota; Metazoa; Arthropoda; Insecta; Hemiptera; Aphididae
Exons: 4
Coding region: 477-1523 (348 amino acids)
Source: RefSeq, a predicted model, not a curated record